AUGGCCCUAGGGCUGAAGGGCAUACCAUACGAAUACGUGGAAGAAGAUCUUGGAAACAAAAGUGAGUCACUGCUACACUACAAUCCUCUGUAUAAGAAGGUUCCUAUCCUACUUCAUGAUGGACGGCCCAUCUCAGAGUCACUCAUCAUCCUUGAAUACAUCGAGGAGACGUGGAAGGAUCCUCCCCUUCUACCAUUGGAUCCUUACAUGAAAGCCAAAGCCCGGUUUUGGCCCACUUCUAUGAGCACAAGUGGAAUAGUCAUCAAACGUGAGGGGAAAGAACAAGAGGCAGCUAUUGAAGAGUUGUUUAAGAACCUCUCAAGUUACGGCAAAAGUGCGACGCCGCCCACCAACCUGAUGCAAUCCUCGAUCCAGGUUGGGAUCAUGCUUUAUGGGACAACAUUGGCGGUUAAGGAGGAUGUUGAGGAGGAUGAGUAG
Magnolia sinica is the source of this 438-nucleotide messenger RNA. Its product is annotated as glutathione S-transferase U9-like. Gene Ontology annotation, cellular component: cytoplasm. Gene Ontology annotation, molecular function: glutathione transferase activity. Gene Ontology annotation, biological process: glutathione metabolic process. Lineage: Eukaryota; Viridiplantae; Streptophyta; Magnoliopsida; Magnoliales; Magnoliaceae. The transcript is spliced from 3 exons. Bases 1 to 438 code for a protein of 145 amino acids. The record is from RefSeq and is a predicted model, not a curated record.